UCUUGCAAGGCCUUCAGAAUCUGUGCCAUCUGUGCAUCAGCUCCUGGAGGAUCCAACCCUGCGAGGAUGGCGGGGCUGCGCUUCCCCAGCCAUACACGAAAGGAACCACGUGUGGUUUGAAGUCACUAAGAGCAGCAGCGGCAAGAGAAAUCAUGGCGACCUCGUUUUCAACUCGGGUCUGCGCAUGCAUUCCUUCAGCGUCAGGGUUGGUGAGUCGCAUGAUAAACUCUUGGACGCCCUCUGUCAGUGGCGCGGUCCCUGGCUGACGCAUUUCAUGGAUGCUAUCAUCUCGGGCAACGGAUAGUGGCGAAGGCAGAGUGAUGCGGUACACGAAGUUAUUGUACUUGAAAGGACAUUCCGGAUCGUAUUCGAUGGGAUCGAUCCUAGCUUCCUUCGAAGAUAACAAGAAGAUUUUGUAUGAAAUCCAACCGCCCUUGAAAAUUCGCGUGAUUGUGGUUCAUGGCAAGAGAAGAAAACAGACGUUUAAGGAGUUUGGUACAGAAUGUCUGCAACGAAAUUUAGGAACGAGAUGCGUGUAUUUGACAUGUAGUGCUCUUACGUUGUGCAGGAGAUUUGAUUGCGACAGUUGACUGCUGAGCGUGAGAUCGUAUUGUAGCACGCGCAUCUAUCGACGGGGAAACGGAAACAGCCAUCCAGCCUAUCACGCAGUGCAUAUUGGCGCGCGUCUAGAAAGCUUGGACAACGGCCAAUCAAUGGGUCAGGAGCGUUAAGAUCAAGCCGCGUCUGGCAAAUGCAAUGUACGACAGUGGGCUACAAGGUCCUUCUUUACCGCGGCCAUUACUCUUUGUCCUCGCCCGUCAUCGACGUUCUUGUAUGCAGCAUUCUGAGUAUCUGGCUUUCCAAAUCUUCUGUCGCAUUUUUUU
This is a messenger RNA of Periconia digitata, 884 nucleotides long. NCBI's taxonomy places the organism in Eukaryota, Fungi, Ascomycota, Dothideomycetes, Pleosporales, Periconiaceae. The record is from the annotation of a GenBank genome assembly.